Molecule: messenger RNA, 1159 nt
Organism: Plectropomus leopardus (leopard coralgrouper)
Lineage: Eukaryota; Metazoa; Chordata; Actinopteri; Perciformes; Serranidae
Source: RefSeq, a predicted model, not a curated record
AUGUCCAGCAGCUGUUGGUGAGAGAAGACGUUCCUCCUGAGCAGCAGGAGUGGAGCUCCAGUGUGGACCAGGAGGCCCUGCAUAUUAAAGAGGAGCAGGAGGAGCUGUGGGGCAGUCAGGAGGAUCUCGACAAGUUCCCGUUCAUAGCUGUCCCAGUGAAGAGUGAAGAUGAGGAAGAGAAACCCCUGUCCUCACAGCUUCAUCAAACCGAGGACAUGGAAGCAGACGGAGAGGACUGUGGAGGACAAGAACCGGCCAAGAACUCAGAUCCGCGUCCAGAUCCUCAUGACAAAACCGGAGACUCCUCUGAGACCGACGUCAGCGAUGAUGACUGGACGGAGCCCUCGGGACUUCAGUCAGGUUUAAACUCCGUUGUGAAUAAUGGACGUAACUCCGAGAAGGAGACAUUCAUCUGCUCCGAGUGUGGAAAACCGUUCGUCCACAAGACGAAUCUGAAAAGACACAUGAGGUGUCACACAGGAGAGAAACCGUUCAGCUGCUCGUUUUGCAGUAAAAGCUUCACUCGGAGGGAGCACUUGGUGGCUCACGUGAGGUGUCACUCAGGAGAGAAACCUUUCAGCUGCUCCGUUUGUGACACGAGCUUCAGUCACGGUUGGUCUUUGGAGAAGCACAUGAGGGUCCACACCGGGGAGAAACCAUUCGGCUGCUCGCUUUGCGGCAAAAGGUUCAGGCAGCGCUCAGACUUGGUCGCACACUUCAGAAUCCACACAGGAGAAAAACCUUUUCGCUGCUCGGUUUGCAACACAAGUUUCACUCAGAGACACACGUUGGUCCAGCACAUGAGGACCCACACGGGGGCAAAACCGUUCGUCUGCUCGGUUUGCGGAAAGAGCUUCUCACGGAAGGGACACAUGACGAGACACAUGACGGCUCACACAGGAGAGAAACCGUUCAGCUGCGGCGUUUGUGACAGACGCUUCACCUGGCAGUCGCAGUUUAAAAGACACGAGUGCGCUGGUGGGAGCAGCAGAGCGUCAACCGAACAUUAAAAAGCAACCCGGAAAAAAAACUUCCGGAUGUCUUUCACCUGUAUUCAAAGGUUGACAAGAGUAACGUGCAGGUACAGAUGCAGCUGUCCUGUCUCUACCUGUCCCCAGGACUGUAAAUGUUACAAAAAAAUAAAAAAUAAUUAAUACAA